AUGGAAGAAAGUAUCAACCAAGACCUACCUAGGAAUAAUAAUGCUGAAAAUAACUCUGCUUCGAAUGAACGUUCUCUUCCUCCCGCGAGUAACGAAAAUCAAUCACAAACUUAUAGUGUUCGGGGGAAAACUGAUCCUGCUUGGAGAUACGUUGCUUUACAGAAUAUAAAUGGAAAAUCGCAUUACCAAUGUUUAUUUUGUCUGAGUACUUUUGGGGGCGGGGGAAUUAAUAGAAUGAAAAAGCAUUUGGCGAAGAUAGGUGGAGACAUUAAGAAGUGUUCUAAGGUCCCGUAUGAUGUAAAAAAACAAAUGGAAGGUUUAUUGAAAGAGGUUCAGAAAAGUAAAACUAGUAAAAGGAAAGUAAGUUUCAAUGAAGAGGGUACCGAUGAGUGUGAGGAUGCAAUUGAUGAAGCAAUAGCGCAAGAGGAACAACAAACUCUGAGUCAGUUACCAACUAAGGAGGCGCUUCAUGAAGUUGAUAAGCGAGUGGCUAGAUGGCUUUUGGAUUGUAAGAUUCCUUUCAAUGCGGUUAUAUCACCUUUUUUUCAAGAUAUGUUGGAUGGUGUAGCUGGCUAUGGGCCUGGUUAUAUAGGUCCUUCUUAUGACUCUUUGAGGGUUAACUUAUUAGCUGAUCUCAAAAGGGAGUGUCAAAUGGUUGUUGAUAGCUAUAGGUCUGCUUGGAAAGAAACUGGAUGUACUCUCAUGGCUGAUGGUUGGACAGAUCAAAGACAAAGAAUGUUGAUUAAUUUUUUGGUUUAUUGUUCGAAAGGGUUGUGCUUUGUGAAAUCUGUAGAUGCUUCAAGUAUGGUUAAAAAUGCUUCUAGCUUGUGUGACUUGUUUUCAGAGGUGAUUGAAUGGAUUGGACCUGAUAAUGUUGUUCAUGUAGUAACCGAUAAUGCUGCGAAUUAUGUUGCUGCUGGUAGGCUUAUUAAUAAGAAAUUUGAAAAUAUUCACUGGUCACCUUGUGCUGCUCAUUGCUUGAAUCUUAUUCUAAAAGAUAUAAGCAGCAUGCCACAUAUUUCUAGCCUUGCAACACGUGCUUCAAAGAUUACUGUGUUUGUAUAUAAUCAUACGGUGUUCUUGUCCUGGCUAAGACAAAAAGAUAAUUGGAAGGAGAUUGUUCGUCCAGGUCCAACUCGUUUUGCCACUGUCUUCCUCACAUUGAUGAGUAUCUUUGAGCGCAAAUCGGAAUUACAACAAUUGGUUGUUGAUACACACUUUACCGGACACAAAUUAGGAAGGAGUGCUAAUGAUAGAACUGUGAGUGCAAUUAUCUUAGACAAUAAAUUUUGGGAUGAUUGUUUUACUGUAUGCCAAAUUGUGAGUCCGUUGAUUAAAUUGCUGAGGUUUGUAGAUGCCGAUGAUAAACCAUCAUUGGGAAUUGUUUAUGAAGGUAUGCUGAGAGAAUCACCUGAUGUCAUGCGAGCUUUACUUGAUCUUGUUACAUUGCAUUGCAAGGUUAAUAAUUUAGAUUCAGUUGAGGCAAUGAAAGAAAUACACUUAUAUAAAGAUCGAAAGGAAAGCUUUGAUAGGCCUGAAGCUGUUCCAGCUACAAAAAAAUUUCAACCUGAUGAAUGGUGGAGGUUGUUUGGUAGUUCUGCUCCAUGUUUACAAAAAAUUGCAGUUCACAUUCUUAGCCAAGCAUCUGCUUCUUCAGGAUGUGAAAGGAAUUGGAGUCUUUUUGAUCAAAUUCAUACAACAAGAAGGAAUAGAUUGGAGCAUGAUAGGCUAAGUGAUAUUGUGUAUGUUACAUAUAAUUUGCGUCUUAAAUCCAGAAAGCAAAAGUCGCAAUAUGAUCCAAUCGAUAUUGAAACUAUUGAUAAGGUUGAUUUUUGGGUGACGGAAGAGGUUGUUGAAAAAGAGCCUGAUCUUCCAAGUAAUAUUGAAGACUUGUUUCAUGAGAUUGAUGUUGAUUUAGAUCAAGGUGGUGGUGGUGGUAGUACUAGUACAUUUUAUGCUGCACCACUUGCUUUUUCUGGUCCAAGUAGUGGAAAUGAAGGUGAUGAAAUCAAUGACGCAAAUCUGCAACAAAUUAUGGAGGAUUUUGAUGGUUGA
Molecule: messenger RNA, 2055 nt
Organism: Arachis duranensis
Lineage: Eukaryota; Viridiplantae; Streptophyta; Magnoliopsida; Fabales; Fabaceae
Exons: 6
Coding region: 1-2055 (684 amino acids)
Molecular function (GO): DNA binding; protein dimerization activity
Source: RefSeq, a predicted model, not a curated record